Microthlaspi erraticum is the source of this 960-nucleotide messenger RNA. The record is from the annotation of a GenBank genome assembly. Lineage: Eukaryota; Viridiplantae; Streptophyta; Magnoliopsida; Brassicales; Brassicaceae.
AUGGAUCUCCAACCAGAAGAGCUCCAGUUCUUGACGAUUCCUCAACUUCUUCAAGAAUCAAUCUCAAUCAAGAAACGAUCUCCAAGAACCUUCUACCUCGUAACCCUAUCCCUAAUCUUCCCUCUCUCCUUCGCCAUCCUCGCUCACUCGCUCUUCACUCAGCCGAUUCUCGCCAAGCUCGACUCCUCCGACCCGCCAAACUCUGAUCGCUCCCGUCACGACUGGACCGUCCUCCUCAUCUUCCAGUUCUGCUACCUCAUCUUCCUCUUCGCCUUCUCUCUCCUCUCAACCGCCGCCGUGGUCUUCACCGUCGCUUCCCUAUACACCGGAAAGCCAGUCUCUUUCUCCUCCACCAUCUCCGCAAUCCCUAAAGUCUUCAAACGUCUCCUCAUCACUUUCCUCUGGGUCGCUCUCUUGAUGUUCGCUUACAACGCCGUCUUCUUCGUUUUCUUGGUGAUCCUCCUCGUAGCUCUCGAUCUGAACAGUGUAGGCUUAGCGGUUAUCGCCGGAAUCAUAAUCUCUGUUCUGUAUUUCGGUGUCCAUGUCUAUUUCACUGCGUUGUGGCAUCUAGGUAGUGUGAUCUCUGUUCUUGAGCCGGUUUAUGGGAUUGCAGCUAUGAGGAAAGCUUAUGAGCUUCUUAAAGGGAAGACGAAGAUGGCUAUGGGGUUGGUCUUUGUUUACCUUUUGAUCUGUGGGUUGAUCGGUGGUGCUUUUGGAUCGAUUGUGGUUCAUGGAGGAGGGAAGUUUGGGACUUUGACUAGGACGCUUGUUGGUGGGUUGCUUGUUGGGGUUCUUGUGAUGGUGAAUCUUGUGGGUUUGUUGACUCAGAGUGUGUUUUACUACGUUUGCAAGAGUUAUCAUCAUCAGAAUAUUGAUAAGACUGCUUUGUAUGAUCAUCUUGGUGGGUAUCUUGGUGAGUAUGUGCCUCUUAAGAGCAACAUUCAGUUGGAGGACAUUUGA